Podospora pseudopauciseta is the source of this 1752-nucleotide messenger RNA. RefSeq lists its product as uncharacterized. Gene Ontology annotation, biological process: lipid metabolic process. The transcript has a single exon. The record is from RefSeq and is a predicted model, not a curated record. NCBI's taxonomy places the organism in Eukaryota, Fungi, Ascomycota, Sordariomycetes, Sordariales, Podosporaceae. Gene Ontology annotation, cellular component: membrane. The coding region runs from base 1 to 1752 and encodes 583 amino acids. Gene Ontology annotation, molecular function: oxidoreductase activity, acting on paired donors, with oxidation of a pair of donors resulting in the reduction of molecular oxygen to two molecules of water; heme binding.
AUGGCGAAAUUAACCAAGGAACGCACCUACCCGCUGAUGAGCCGCCGGGAGAUCGAGGCUCAGAUUGCUGACGGGAGGCACAUGGUUAUCGUGGACGGACAUGUUCUCAAGGUCGAUGCCUUUAUGCAGUUUCACCCUGGUGGUGACAAGGCGAUGAAGCACAUGGUGGGGAGGGAUGCUACGGAUGAGGUCAAUGGGCUUCAUUCCCCUGAGGCGAGGGCGAUGAUGAACAAGUAUCGCGUUGGAAGGAUCGAAGGAAGGUGGAAUAAUUUCUUGCCGCCUAUUCAAGGUGGUAAAUAUAGGAAACGGCUUGAGGAUGGGGCAAUGGAGGUGGAAGAGGAUGAUUCUGGACGGCUGUCGGCUCCGGCGGUGACGAUAACGGCAGACACACCGUCGAGCGAGCUGGAGUCUAGACCACCCUCGCCAGUGUUUGAUGUUGACGGUAGUGCUUUGCGGAAGAGACAGGUGAAGGAAUCAAUGGGGUCGAGUGCUGCGUCGAUAACCUCGGCAUCGUCGCUAGAGGAGUCUCAUGGUGAUGGGAGUCUACCUCUCGACGGCAUGGCCCACCUCGACAUCCUCACACGCAAGGAGAUCAAGCUUGACCUGGACAAAUACCCGGCUGUUGACCAGGAUACCCAAGAGGUCAUCGUCGAGAAGUACCGCAAGCUCCACGACCGCAUCAAGGCUGAUGGGUUGUAUGACUGCAACUAUUACGCCUACGCCAUCGAAUGCUCCCGGUACAUCACUUUUUUUGGCCUGAUGCUGCUGUUCCUCAAGUGGAAGUGGUACAUCCCCAGCGCUUUCUUCCUUGGUGUUUUCUGGCAUCAGCUUGUCUUUUCCGCCCAUGACGCCGGCCACAUGGGGAUUACGCACAAUUUUCAGGUUGAUACCAUUAUCGGGAUCAUCAUUGCGGAUUUCUUGGGAGGGCUGUCGUUGGGAUGGUGGAAACGCAGUCAUAACGUCCACCAUAUUGUGACAAAUUCGCCGGAGCACGACCCCGACAUCGAGCACAUGCCGUUUUUUGCUAUUUCCCACCGUUUUUUGGCGAGUCUGAGGUCGACGUACUACGAACGGAUCAUGCCGUACGAUGCUGCUGCCAAGUUCUUCAUUUCGAUGCAGCACAACUUGUAUUAUGUCAUCAUGCUCUUUGGGAGGUUCAACCUCUACCGGUUGUCGAUGGAGUAUCUGAUCCUCGGGCAGGGGCCGAAAAAGGGGGUGGCGGCCUGGCACCGCUGGUUCGAGUUUGCUGGACAGGUCUUUUUCUGGUAUUGGUUUGGGUACGAGCUGCUGUACAAGUCCGUCGAUGGCGGUUGGAACAGGUUCUGGUUCGUGAUGGUCAGCCACAUGGUGACUUGCCCGCUGCAUGUGCAGAUCACGCUGAGCCACUUCGCCAUGUCGACGGCUGAUUUGGGGGUGGAUGAGAGUUUCCCGCAAAAGAUGCUGCGGACGACGAUGGAUGUGGAUUGCCCGACCUGGCUGGACUUCUUUCACGGUGGUCUGCAGUUUCAGGCGAUUCACCAUUUGUUUCCGAGGAUUCCGAGGCAUAACCUGAGGAAGACGCAGAGGUUGGUGCAGGAGUUUUGCGAUGAGGUCGGGAUUCCGUAUGCGCUCUUUGGGUUUGUGGAUGGGAACAAGGAGGUGAUUGGGAGGUUGGGGGAGGUGGCGAGGCAGGCGGCUAUUUUGAAGAAGUGUCAGGGGGUUAUGAUUGGGGAGGGGAGGGUGGAGGGGCAUCAUCAUCAUCAUCAUCACUAA